UUAAAUAAAGAUGGCAGCCUCUCUGACAAGAAAAACACUGACUUGCUCUAGAAAUUUUAGACUAAAUUGCAGGCAAUUGCAUACUUUUAGAGCAUCAAAAGCCCAGAUAGGUAAAACUUUAGCAAUUAGUGUUCCAUGUACCGGGUUUAUAGCAUGGCAGACCUGGCGACUUUACCGACAAAGCGGGGAUUUGGUACCCACAGUUCACGCAGCUCAGGAAUCCGAGACUCGCACAGGGCCAGCAUUAACAUUUCGGGAGGUGCGAUUCCAACAGUUUGCGUCAGUGCAGUAUGAGGGAGUGAUCUACAUGACCCCACAAGACUUCCUGGAAUCAGUGACAGAGGACGUACCGAGGCACACGAACAAUGGAUCAAGUGCUCGCAUUGGGCGGUCAAAGCUGUCGAAGGAUGAGGUUGAGAAAUGGCUGUACAGCACGCCAAACAGGCGACGGGGGUCGAAGAGCCUCUUCAGAUCCAUGCAUAACAAGGGUCUGAUUUCCUACACUGAGUACCUGUUUCUGCUGUGUGUUCUAACAAAGCCGCAGUCUGGUUUCCGUAUUGCCUUCAACAUGUUUGACACGGAUGGGAACCAAAUUGUAGACAAGAAGGAGUUUCUUGUGCUGGAAUCAUUCUUCACCCUGCCACCUAGUGAACGAAAGUUUGUACCAAGAGAAAAAACACAACUCCAAUCUCUACUUGCUCUCGAAAGCCUAUUCGGUAAGCCGGUAGAGUCGGGCAAGGGAGCAGAAAAAAAAUCGGACUCGAGUGAAGAACGUAAAUUUACAGUUGAUGGGCGUGAAAUUGGAAGUGUGAUGCCUAUCCAAGACACUACCCUGUUGGUCCACUUUUUUGGGCGUCGGGGAAAUGAUGUUCUCAAAUACGAAGACUUCCACAAAUUCAUGGAGAAUCUUCAGACUGAAGUUAUUGAGCUCGAGUUCCUCGAGUUCUCCAAGGGAAUGCAGACAAUUUCUGAGGAGGACUUUGCCCGUAUCCUGCUGCGGUACACAAAUCUUGACAAGACUGAUAUCGGAGAAUGUCUUCAGAGGGUGCGGAGUAAUACACCAGAGGAAAAGGGGAUAUCAUUUGAUGAGUUUCGCCAGUUCUCCCAGUUCAUGAACUCAUUGGAUGACUUCACCAUCGCAAUGAACAUGUACACAUAUGCCCAGCAGCCGGUUUCCAAAGAGGAGUUUCAGCGAGCUGUGAUGAUAUGUACGGGAUCUACCCUCAAUGCACACAUCGUAGACACGCUGUUCAACAUAUUUGACGUUGACGGAGAUCAACAUCUCAGCUACAAAGAGUUUAUCUCCAUCAUGAAGGAUCGCAAGUACCGCGGAAAUAGGUCUCACCUUCAGCCGACACCGCGGACCUGGGACGCAUUCAAGGUCUGUGUCAAGUCCGAGAUGAAAUCAUAUGUCUAGAUCUUUGACAUACACAACCUCAGCCCUUAUAAUGUUUUUUGUGUCUCUGUGAAAGGUUGAAGCAUCAUUCUGUGGUUGUAACCUUUCAUAAUGGUUCUUACAUACCAAUAUACUGACAUCUUGAACCGAAGUGUUUGCUACUUGAGUUUUAUUCCUACAUAUCGAAGUGUUUUGUUUUAAAAGGACUACUAGAAUAUCUCUAGUGGGGCAAAUUACACCAAUUUGGAAAUUCUUCAAUGUGCUACAUGUGUUUGUUUUGUUUUUGUUUUAAACACGUGCUAGUAUUCAAAGCAUAGUUAUAUCAAAACUGACGUUACCCUAUUUUCAUCUUUGUAGGUUUUUAAAGCUGAAUGGGUAGUGGUUAAUAAAAAAUUGACGAACAUGCUGGAGCUAUGUUAGUUUGUUUACAUUUUCACCGCAUUAUUUGUACACCUACGCAGGAUUUGGUAAUUUUACCAAAAACAUAGUGGUUAAGUUUUGACCAAUUAUAUUUUUCCUAUAAGAAAGGUAAGCUUUUUUCUAAAGUUUAGUACACUCGUGGAAAUGAAAAUUACCGCAUACAUGUAGUGUAAGUUAAAAUUAUAAACAUUAAAAUUCAGUGUCUAGAUGUUAGUGAUAUUGGCCCUGUACCUGGUCUGUUCUGCCUGACUUAAUGUUCUAUAACUAUAUUCAUGGCAAGGUGAGUAUUUUGUGUUAUUGUAAAUAUGAUGAGUUAGAAAUGUACCAUGUAUUUAAUUAUUGUAUCCACCAGAAAAUUAUGAAAAAACAAUAGCAAAAGGGGAUUUGUUAGUUUUGUUUGUUUGUGUUUUUGUUAUAGAAAUGUAUUAGAAAAUUUAGUUUAAUAAAUGUUUUAAGCAUUACAGGAAAAAAUAUAAUAGACUUUGAUUCUGUAAUUUAUCAUUACAACCAUUGCUGGGAUACCUGGCCCCAAUUUCUCAAAACUUCUUAAGCAUUUAGUAAUUUAUUUCAAUUAGCCCAAACACAUACUUUAAUUUGAAAAUUUCAUGAAGAAAAUUCUGUAUUGAAGUCUCAAAACCCUAAAAAAGUUUAUAACACAAAUAAUACCAAAACAAAAGUAGUGAGCUCAGCUUGAUCAUGUUAUAAUGAACUUAAGAAUUUUUGAGAAAUUUGGGCCGGUGGAAAUUACUUUUUUUAAAUCAUUAAAUGUGACACCAAUUACUGAUUCCCAUAUAGACGGUGGUUUGUUAUGUGUUAGUUUUUGUGUAUAUACAUAUAUAUAAGGUUCAACACCCAUAAAGCUUUUAAUUAUUUAUUUUAUAUUGUUUAUUUCUUUUACACUCAUUCUUGAAUAAAAUUAUUUAAAAGAU
Messenger RNA from Mya arenaria, 2745 nucleotides. RefSeq names its product calcium uptake protein 3, mitochondrial-like. Gene Ontology annotation, biological process: calcium import into the mitochondrion; mitochondrial calcium ion homeostasis. Gene Ontology annotation, cellular component: uniplex complex. Gene Ontology annotation, molecular function: calcium ion binding. The transcript is spliced from 14 exons. Lineage: Eukaryota; Metazoa; Mollusca; Bivalvia; Myida; Myidae. The record is from RefSeq and is a predicted model, not a curated record. Bases 11 to 1417 code for a protein of 468 amino acids.